ACCCUUGCUCUUACCAUUCCAGUUCUGUCCCAAUCCUGGACGCCUCGCCCGAGCGCUCGCCGGACAGGAGAACGGAAGAAACCCUACCCUGCGGCGGCUUCGGCGGAGGAGGAGGAGAAGAUGAUCUACGACGUGAACUCGCCUCUCUUCCGCUCCUUCCUCAGCCAGAAGGGCGGCGCCGACAAGAGGAAAAUGGAAGAGCAAAAACCGAAGGAGCAGAGGCCCAAGGCCAGCGAGAACAAACCUGUGAUGAAUGAAUGAACUUCUUCCGAAGCAUUCUAUGCUCAGCAAAUUUGAUGCCCCUUUGCUUUGAUUAGCUUGAAAUGAACUUUUCCUGAAACAUUAUCAUGCUUUAGUUUCUCCUUAGUCUUAAUUGCUCUGGUUGAACGUGGUGACAGUGCGAUGGAUAUGAAACCACAACUACCUAUGAAACUAUGAUCAAUGUGAGGCGCCCAUGAUUCAGAACUUUUCAGCCA
Molecule: messenger RNA, 476 nt
Organism: Phragmites australis (common reed)
Lineage: Eukaryota; Viridiplantae; Streptophyta; Magnoliopsida; Poales; Poaceae
Product: wound-induced basic protein-like
Exons: 2
Coding region: 121-261 (46 amino acids)
Source: RefSeq, a predicted model, not a curated record